UCUAUCACGAAGCUCAGGCCAGUAUGGAAAGUGCUGACUGGUCCUGGCUGCCCUUGGGGCCACCGCGGGGGCCCUGGCAACCCAGGCUUCGCUCACUCCUCGGCUCACCGAGAUGGGUCAACUGGAGGUGGGAGGAGGGAAGCCCAGUCACCCGGCAGCCCCUGGCGCGGCCCAUAUAGCCUGCGGGGAUUGUCCCGGGCUCAAAGCGAGAGUGUACCAGGUCACGCUCCCUUUGGCGAGCCGGAUGGCGAGCAGAGAGCGCGCCUUGGCACCAAGUGGGCACUGGGGUGCGGGGCGCAUGCCCCUGACACGCCCUAUGGAAGCCGCUCCCGGGCUCAGGUACUGAAUUUAGUCGUCCAGUGCCGCUGGCCAAGUCUUACUUCCCGGCCCGAGUUGGGGCCACGCUGGCGACAGCCGCGAGGCUACCCCGCAGCUCCCACCUCCCCCGGGAUUUUCCAGCGGGUUAAUUUCCUGUGCCGGUAAAUCCUUUUGCGAGCGCCUGGCUGCUCCCUCCCCGCCGCUCCCUCCCGCAUCCUGCCGCCGUGACUCCCCCAGUCGGUCAGCGCCGCCGCRCUUCGUCGCCCCCGCGCGCCCGGGCGCACGCCCUCCCCGCCCGCCGCCCUCCGGCUCCCGGCGCCCUGCAGCCGGGGCCCUGCUGCGCGGCCACGCGCCAGGGCUCCCCAGAGAGUCGCGUCCGUGUCGCUGCAGCCGGCCCCGUCCCUGGGCCAUGCGCCCCCCCGCCGCCCCCCGCCGCCCCGCCGCGGCGCUCGGACUCUGCAGCCUCCUGCUGCUGCUCGGGCCCGGGCACGCGUGCCCCGCGGGCUGCGCCUGCACCGACCCGCACACGGUGGACUGCCGCGAUCGCGGGCUGCCCAGCGUGCCCGACCCCUUUCCCCUGGACGUGCGCAAGCUGCUGGUGGCCGGCAACCGCAUCCAACAGAUCCCCGAGGACUUCUUCAUCUUCUACGGCGACCUGGUCUACCUGGACUUCAGGAACAACUCGCUGCGCUCGCUGGAGGAGGGCACGUUCAGCGGCUCSGCCAAGCUCGCGUUCCUGGACCUCAGCUACAACAACCUGACCCAGCUGGGCGCCGGSGCCUUCCGCUCGGCCGGGAGGCUGGUCAAGCUGAGCCUGGCCAACAACAACCUGGCCGGCGUGCACGAGGCCGCCUUCGAGACCCUGGAGUCGCUGCAGGUGCUGGAGCUCAACGACAACAACCUCCGCCGCCUCAACGUGGCGGUUCUGGACGCGCUGCCGGCGCUGCGCACCCUGCGCCUGGACGGGAACCCCUGGCUCUGCGACUGUGACUUUGCCCAUCUCUUUUCCUGGAUCCAGGAGAACGCGUCCAAGUUGCCCAAAGAUGUGAAAAAGCCGAACAAAAAUGUCAGAGCUUGUUGGAUCCCCUGCUCUCCUGGUGACCCUUCCAGGGCCGACCUGUAUGUACAUACCCACUUGGAUGUACAUACCAAGAAUACAGGGUGCCCAGAGUUUAGGGGCUUUGGGAAGGUAAGGGGAGGGACCCUAGGGCAGCGCUGAGGAGGGAUGCCAGCAUCCACCGGGGCAGACGUCCUCACGCUGGAUGGAUUCCAGYUUGUGAGCAUUGUGCCCACAGUGACCUCUGAGCCAGAUCCAGCCUCUCACCUUGCCUCCAAGGCUUUAGAGGACUGGGGGCCAGCACCAUAAGGCACAGGUUUUAAAAGGCGAUAUAGGUGCAGACUUGGCUGCAGUAUACCUUUUAUUUCAUGUACUGAGAACUCAGAGAUGCUGCUCACCUGGAUGCAAAGUUCCUGGGUUCACCUGUUCGUUCUGCACUGCCAUUAGCACACCUGGGUCUUGGGGUGGCCAUUCCCCAGUGGAUAGAGGACCCCGAGCUGGCAUUUCACUCUGGGCUGGCUCUACCACGYACACAGAUCCUGAAAAGAUCUGCUCUGUGGGGUACAGAGUCCCCAGCUUUAAACUUGUCCUGUCCUCCUGCCUCGCUCCCCUGAUCCACCAGAAGGCUGUGCUGGUGACAGGAGUGGGCGGCGGGGCUCGCUGGGAUGGGGGCACACCGUGGUGCUGGUUGCCCUGGCCCUUCCGUUUGGUGGGCUGGCCUCGUCUGCCCCAUUGCUUGGUAGAACAGGCUCCCACUCUUCCAGAGCAGGGCGAGUGCUGGGGCAGAGGUGUCAGGGUCAGUUCUGCUGAGGGCGGCCAGGUCCUUGAACAGUCCACUUACUCUUACUGUGCAUCAGUCUCCUCGUCUCUAGAGUAGCUAGCUGACCUCUGAGAUCUCCACAAAGCUCUGGAUUUGAAUCUGAAAUCCUGGGUUCGAGUCCUGGCUUAAAACCUGGGCUAGUCGUGGUAGUCCCUAGCUUAUUUGGGUCUCACCUUGCAUGUGUGUGACGCUGGGUGGUCCAUCUGACYGAGUGGCUGGCAGCAUCCAAACCAGGUAGUGUGGAGAAGGUGGAGUGAUGGGAAUGGGAACAGGCCCUCCCCCAGCGUCUGUCAUUCAGGGCAUACAACAGACACCAGGGGCUACAUGGGGCUGGGGAGAAGGAAGGAGAGGCUCUGGACAGGGCAGGCCGGGGGAGGACUGAUCUCAUUCAAUCAGGACGGAUAGAGGCCGCAUGGGGGCAUCUCCAGGACACAGCGGCAAGAGUGGCUGUGGGUCUCCCUGCCCUCAUUGUUAGCCAGAGCARUGCCCCGACCCUGAAAACCAGAGGCGGAGUGGGUGGUGAGGAAGUGGCACAGGCCUUAAAGGGAGAGACCCGAGUUCAGGUCUGGACUCAGAGGUAUGAUCCUGGGUGAGCCCCCGACCUCUCUCAGCCUCAGUUUUCCUCCCUCUUAAUUCAGAAUGUAGUGACGUCAUUCUCCUCCUGCCUGCUCUGAGGUCUGAACAGACCAGCUGGGCAAGGGCUCACAGUGCCCAGCACCCAGUGGUGCCCCGGGGGGGCCCCGUCACCCCUUCCUUCCUGCAGGUACACUGCUUCUUAAACACUUUAAAAACAUUUGUAUCAGCACAUGAUAGUUGUGUGUAUCUGUGGGUACCCUGUGAUAACGUGACACACAAGGCAUAGUGGUCCUAUCAGGAUGAUUAGCCUUUCCAUCUUGGGCACUUAUCAUUUCUUUGUUCUGGGAAACUUUGAAUUCCUCUC
Messenger RNA from Urocitellus parryii (Arctic ground squirrel), 3135 nucleotides. NCBI's taxonomy places the organism in Eukaryota, Metazoa, Chordata, Mammalia, Rodentia, Sciuridae. The record is from RefSeq and is a predicted model, not a curated record.